Messenger RNA from Racocetra persica, 800 nucleotides. NCBI's taxonomy places the organism in Eukaryota, Fungi, Glomeromycota, Glomeromycetes, Diversisporales, Gigasporaceae. The record is from the annotation of a GenBank genome assembly.
UGAUGAAACGUUAAGUGAUGAUAACAUUAAUACAAGUUCCAAUAGUGAUAGUGAUACAGAACACACUAGUAAAAAAUUAAGAACCAAAACAAAAUCACGCAAAAAUGAAAGUUGGGUUUGGAAACAUUUUCGCAAAAGACUACCCUCAAAAAAAUGGAAAAAGCGUGCGAAUUGCACUGUAAUUAUACAAGAUAAAAAAUCUCCAAAUAGUCAGCGUGAAUGCGGACAACUAGUCAAGACUCAGGGCUCAACAGGCAACUUUCAAUCCCAUUUAAAUACUUAUAGAAUUACUAAGCCGAUUCAGAAAAAUAGUACAACUCCUCAACUAACAAUUAAUAAGAUGUUUCAAUGUACUGUUAAACAGAAUUCUCGCCAAAAAGAAUCUAUUGAGCGUGCCUUGGUCGAAUGGAUAGUCACAAAUUCACAGCCUCUUCAUCAUGCUAUUAAGUUAAUGAAAGCGACCAUAAGUGCUGAUUCUGAUUCUAAUAUUCAUAAAGAUGCAAACCGGCUAAAGUCUAUGAUGAUUACUGAAGAUGAAUGGAUUGUCCUUGAGGAAUUGACUAUGCUCUUAGCACUCUUUGCCGAAAUUACUGAAUUACUAGAUGGUAGCAAUUACUCCACGCUUAGCUUUCUGUGGCCAGCUAUUACUAUUCUUACCCAAAACUGUGCUCUAUUAGUAGUUAGUACAAAUGCUAAAGAAAUCGACUUAAUAGAUACGUCAGAUGUAUUUGAUGAUAUUGAAAAAGAAAAUAUAAUUAAUUUGGAUGAAGAAUUAGCAACAAUUACCACUAUUGAUGGAA